This is a messenger RNA of Coccinella septempunctata (seven-spotted ladybird), 2859 nucleotides long. RefSeq lists its product as uncharacterized. The transcript has 2 exons. NCBI's taxonomy places the organism in Eukaryota, Metazoa, Arthropoda, Insecta, Coleoptera, Coccinellidae. The coding region runs from base 181 to 2613 and encodes 810 amino acids. The record is from RefSeq and is a predicted model, not a curated record.
UGUAACCAUGUGUCUUAACUGUUUUGUGAUUUUAGAGUCCUGAAGAAGACCCGCAUUGUGGUCGAAACGUUGACUUUAUGAAAUAAAGAAGAGUGAUCUAAUACAUACUAAUCAAUCCCCAUACCCCUUAAACUUUUCCAUAUAAAAUUCUGGGAGUUACCAUUCCAUUGAUGUUCAAGCAUGGGGUUCUAUGCAGAAGUACAGCAAACCUAUGGUAGAGAGACAGCUAAUAACUUGAAAUCCUGGUCAUCAUACAAUUUGAAGCUUGCCUCGUACAGGAAUCGAAGAGUGUUUCUGUUAGAAUGCAAAAGACUUGGAUUGAUGCCCAAGCAUCUAUCCAGCAAUAUGAAUUAUUUGUUUGGUUCAGCGGCUGAUGCAGUGUCGUCGAGACAGGUGCAGACUAUGAGGGACAGAUCCCUGCGCCUGGCUCUUCAGUUCGAGAUUAAAGUGACGGUCGCCAGGAUUGGAAGAAUGGAGAAUGAGAUGUCCAGAUUGUGGCAGAUUCUGGAGGAUUUUCUCCCAUCUGAAGUACUCAGCCGAUAUGGUUUGUGCCAGUCCAGAAGAUAUCGUAAACGGUUUGCUGUCAUCAGGGAGAGAAAUCUGAGGAAGGUGAGAGCUCUGUCAGAGGAACAAUUGAAGAGGGUGAAACCACAACAAAGGUGGGUAAAAAACAUAAGCUCCACUAUCCUACCCGAUAGAGUCCUAAACUUCUUAGCGCUGGGACCUAAAUUUUCUAUAGAUGUCCCAAAAGGUGAAAUCUCGAUGUCCAGGCUACUGGCAGAUAUUGAGAACAUCAUCAACCUCAACGGUACGUUGUCAGAUGAAGGAAAGAAUAUUAAACGCUUCCAAGCGAGCAACAUCGUCACGAACUAUAUGAAGAAGAAUAAAAGAACUUCAAAUAACAUAUAUCAAAGAGAAUUUUAUUAUUGCAGGAAUUAUCUGAAAGAGCAUCCAGAAAUUCUUGUGACUCAGUCAGACAAGGGAAACAUAACAGUAAUAAUGGAUAGAGCCCAAUACAUUGAACUGUCAAACACAAUCUUGCAUGACGAACGCUAUUACAAAACAUUGGCAAGAGAUCCCACUACAACCAUACAAAAUAAAUGUAACGCUUUGAUCAGAGAAUUGGUGAAUGAGGGUCAUUUAACACAAUCACAGGGCAAACGCCUAUAUUUUUAUAAUGCAGUUCCUGCCAAAUUCUACGGUUUACCUAAAGUCCAUAAACCGACGCUUUCUUUAAGACCGAUUAUAUCAUCGAUCAAUACCCCUACCUCUAAGCUUUCAACAUAUAUAUCUGACAUCUUGACAAGAUACCUGUCAACCACAAGAGGCAGGUAUUACGUCCGUGAUACAUUUUCUUUUGCUGAGUCUGUCAGCGACCUACAAUUACCUAAUGACUACGUUCUCAUUAGCUUGGACGUCGUAUCCUUAUUCAGCAACAUCCCAGUACAACUGGCAGUUUCUGCAAUUGAGAAGAGGUGGGACGAAAUAAAACUCCAUACCUCUAUACCUAAGGACCGAUUCAUUGCAAUUGUCAGAUUCCUUUUCUCCUCCUGCUACUUCGUUUUUGGUGGCGAUUUUUACAUGCAAAUACUUGGCUCUCCUAUGGGGUCUGAUCUCAGUCAACCCAUUGCUGAGAUAAUCAUGGAUUUUCUCUUGGAUUGCAUUCUCGCAGGCAUCCCCUUUGAAAUCCCCCUAAUAAAAAGAUUUGUAGAUGACCUCUUAUGCGCAGUACCUAAGGAUCAAGUAGCCUACACCCUUGAAAGGUUUAAUGAACAGCACCAGUCCAUCCAAUUUACACUUGAAGAAGAAACUAAUGGAGGUGUUCCAUUCUUGGACACAAUGGUUAUGAGAACCCCAGAAAAUAGAAUAAUUUUGGAUUGGUACAGAAAACCAACUUCAUCGGGAAGAUACCUCAACUAUUUCUCAAACCAUUCCCACAGACAAAAAUUAAUGGUAGAGAACGGUUACCCCAAGGGCUUGUUAGCAAGGUUGAUCUUCAACACUGCUCUCACUCCAAGACCACAGAGCAUGGGUGACAACCCACACACUGUUGACAACCCAGCAUCGCUCACUUUCGCCACCAUCCCAUUGAUCAACAACAUGAGCUACGAUUUGAUCAACCUCUUGAAGACCAGCACCCUAAGGAUAGUACCAAAAAACGAAUUCAAGAUCGAAAAAUUGUUUAGCCGUAAGAAGGACAGAUUGGACGUUGGAAACACGAUGGGCGUAGUAUAUAGUAUACCCUGUUCCGAGUGCAUGGAAGUAUACAUAGGACAAACAUCCCAACAGCUAAAAAGAAGGAUCGCCCAGCAUAGGAGCGAUAUAAAAAAUCCUAAUAAAGCGUGCGCCCUAGCUGACCACACUAGAAAUAAAAACCACCUCAUGGAUUACCAAUCUGCGAAGGUCCUGGAGAGUGAGACGAAUGGGGAUAAGAGAAGGUUCAUGGAGAUGUACCAUAUUAAACGCCAGGAAAAUUCUAUGAAUUACAGGAGGGACGUGAAUAAUAUUAGCAAUGUUUAUUCAUAUUUAAUUCAUUUAGAUCAACUCAGUGAGAGUGAGUUGAGAGGGACACAGAACAUGAUGGACUCUAUUGCGGUGAGUGAGAUCACGUGACGCUUCCACCAUUUCCUGUGUUAUUAGACUGAAUGUGCUUGAUGACUUCUUGUGCCUCAUAGAGUACAAUUAUGCGGUAGUGAUUCAGUGAGAGUGAAUUGCUGAGACCAAAUGUCAUUAUGCGAUGAUAAUUCGGUGACAGCGAAUUGCCAAGACCAGAUGACUUUACAACGGACUCUAUGAUUUAAGUUGUGGUCGAUAUGUCAGACCUAAAUUCUGUGCCCUCAUAAACCUAACCAUAUCUUU